This is a messenger RNA of Plenodomus lingam JN3, 711 nucleotides long. RefSeq lists its product as uncharacterized. Gene Ontology annotation, molecular function: kinase activity; ATP binding. NCBI's taxonomy places the organism in Eukaryota, Fungi, Ascomycota, Dothideomycetes, Pleosporales, Leptosphaeriaceae. The record is from RefSeq and is a predicted model, not a curated record. Gene Ontology annotation, cellular component: cytoplasm.
AUGGAAAAGGACGUCAAGGUGGAUACGCUUGCAGAAGCGAUUCCCGAUCUGGUUAGACGCGUGGAACAGCUUCUUGCACGACAAUUAUCCAAUCCUCGUCAGCGAAUGCUUGUUGCGCUUGCAGGUGUGCCAGGUUCGGGCAAGUCGACGGUAUCGCAUGCCGUUGUGACUGAGCUCGCCUCGCGAGGAAUUCAAGACGUUGUGGUUGUGCCCAUGGAUGGCUUUCAUUAUACACAACAAGUGCUGUCAACGUUUCAAGACCCUACCCAAGCUUUCCAGCGGCGUGGUGCCCCGUUCACUUUCGAUGCAGAAGGCUGUGUAAAACUUGUAGAGACUUUGAAGUCAACGCCUGUCACGAAGAGUGGUGAGACAGAGUUCACGGUGCUUGCACCAAGUUUUGACCAUGCGCUCAAAGACCCGGUUCAGGAUGACAUACGAGUGUCCUCUCAUACCCGUCUAGUGAUCAUCGAGGGUAAUUACACUCUUCUCAAGCAGAGUCCAUGGGAUCAAAUUGCGGAACAUUGUGACGAGAGAUGGCUCGUUGAUGCCCCAAUAGAUGUAGUAAGACAACGGCUAGUACAGCGUCACCUAGCAGCCGGAAUUGAACCGUCAACAGAGUCUGCUAUCCGACGAGCAGAGGAAAACGACAUACCAAAUGGCGAAUUAAUUAGAAAUCAGUUGAUUACACCAGAUGUAAUCAUUGGGAAUUGA